UGCGAGAACUGCAAGACUACAGAGAGGUCUAGAGUUGUUCUCAGAAUUCAGGGGUAAGGGAACUAGAACACAGUAUCAUCAACAUCAGCAGCAGUUGUAGCAGCAGGGAGCCGGGGCAAUGGGAGUGGAGAAGCAAGUGUUGAGGGCUGGAACUGGUCCCAAACCUAUUCCUGGUCAGACCGUCACCGUCCACUGCACUGGAUUUGGUAAAAAUGGUGAUCUCUCGCAGAAGUUUUGGAGCACAAAGGAUCCUGGGCAGAAGCCUUUCUCGUUUAAAAUUGCGCAAGGUUCUGUUAUUAAAGGAUGGGACGAAGGUGUGUUGGGUAUGCAAGUGGGAGAAGCUGCUCGUCUUCAG
This is a messenger RNA of Macadamia integrifolia, 355 nucleotides long. RefSeq names its product peptidyl-prolyl cis-trans isomerase FKBP12. Gene Ontology annotation, molecular function: peptidyl-prolyl cis-trans isomerase activity. NCBI's taxonomy places the organism in Eukaryota, Viridiplantae, Streptophyta, Magnoliopsida, Proteales, Proteaceae. The record is from RefSeq and is a predicted model, not a curated record.